Saccostrea cuccullata (small rock oyster) is the source of this 1387-nucleotide messenger RNA. RefSeq names its product abnormal spindle-like microcephaly-associated protein homolog. The transcript has 4 exons. Gene Ontology annotation, cellular component: spindle pole. Gene Ontology annotation, biological process: mitotic cell cycle; establishment of meiotic spindle localization; spindle organization. Gene Ontology annotation, molecular function: calmodulin binding. The record is from RefSeq and is a predicted model, not a curated record. The coding region runs from base 3 to 746 and encodes 247 amino acids. NCBI's taxonomy places the organism in Eukaryota, Metazoa, Mollusca, Bivalvia, Ostreida, Ostreidae.
GAAUGAGAAACAAGUGUAAGAAGGUGGCGAGGGUGCGUCAGCGAGUGGUGGAGGCUCAGAGGAGCGCCACAGACGACAAGAAACUCGGAAACCGGACCGAGUCAGCACUGGAUUAUCUCCUACAGUACAAACAGCUGUCACAUUUACUGGAGGCCUUAGUCCAUCUAGAUGUGGCGACACGUUUGUCCCCAGCCUGCUGUGAGAGACUGGUAGAAGUGAAUGCUGUGUCAGUGAUUUAUACACUGAUCAGUAGCUGUAACAGGAGUCAACCUCACAUGGAGGUCAUUAAAAUGGCUGUCAGCAUUCUGCUUAAUCUGGCCAAGUAUGACAGAACCUUGCCCUAUGUAUUUAUGGAUGAAGCAUUGAAUAUCCUGCUGGACCUGAUGCAGAUAUACAGAGAGAAAGGCCUCAUAUUUAACAGGACCUGUACCCUGGUGGGAAUUUUAGGCAGAGAUGAAUGUCGAAGAAAGAUCAUACUCUCCCAGCCUCGAGUGACAGAGCGACUCCAGAGUCUGUAUAAAUUGACGGCCAGAAAAUACAAACUUCAUGAGAACCAGCAAAUGCGACAAGCCAAACUAAACGCAUCAAAAGCAAUGAACUACACCCUUCCUAUCCGAGCUACCCCUCACAAACUCCCAAAGAUCCGACCUGACUGGGUAUUACACAGGGGAUCCUUACAUAACAUAGACAAUCCCAUGCAGGCCAUUAGUGUUGUUAUUGACAGCCUACAUAUUGUACGAAGUUGAUUUACUGUGUACUGUUUUCUUUAUUUAUACCCCUUUUUACUCCAUCUCUCAACUUCUUCUUUCUGUUAUAAGGAAAGUAUUUUCUCUUUUCAUCUGAGUGUGAAGUCUUCAAUCUUUUGUGACAAUUUUAUGCAUUUUGGUGGUUAUCACUAACUUCAUUGUCAGCAUCUGCACACAAACUGCUGGAACAAUUUCCUGCGAAAUAUGCUUCAAGUUUAGGGAUUGUCAAAAUAAAGGGCCACUGUAACAAAGAUUGAUAUAUACCAUUGAACCAAAGUAGAAAACAACUCUAUUCAGUGAAAAUUCGAAUUAAUUCAUCUUAUUGUACAAGGUUAGAAUGUAUUUAUAGUUUGAAGUUUUAUGUAGAAAUGCAUGAAGACUUCUUCUGUGAACAUUGACAUUUCAGCAAAUGGAUGGAUGAUUGAUUUUUCUCCGAGGAAAUUUUUAGAGGGGAAGUCUGACAGUUUUAUGAUAAAAAUACUUUCUGAUGUUUCUAUGAUAUGAUUUUUUUUAAAGGAAGAAAAUGUAAUAUUUUAAGUGUUUUUUUUUUAACUCAAUGAAUAUGCUUUGGUAUCAAAUACCAUACACCAUCAAAUUUUUCUGCUGUAAAUGUUAUUUGUAGCAUGAUUUGAAAUGAAAUA